Zygotorulaspora mrakii is the source of this 384-nucleotide messenger RNA. RefSeq names its product Ctf8p (gene CTF8). The transcript has a single exon. NCBI's taxonomy places the organism in Eukaryota, Fungi, Ascomycota, Saccharomycetes, Saccharomycetales, Saccharomycetaceae. Gene Ontology annotation, biological process: mitotic sister chromatid cohesion. The record is from RefSeq and is a predicted model, not a curated record. The coding region runs from base 1 to 384 and encodes 127 amino acids. Gene Ontology annotation, cellular component: Ctf18 RFC-like complex.
AUGCCUUCCGUCACAAUAUCUACUGCACAGAUACGCUCUCUUUUACAAUCGAAAGAGAAGUGCGCCUCUGUCAUGACCCCAAUGGGCAACAUGAUGUUGGAGAUUCAAGGUGAUCUUGACAUACCUUCCGUACCAGGGGACGACGAUCGAUUCAGCAGAUACGAUGAUAUUGAUAUUGUACGAUUGGGGUUGCUGCAUAUCAAUACAGAUGUGAAAACUGCUACCCUUUUUGUUGGUAAAAAACAGAGACUCUUAGGCAAAAUAGUGGAACUGGAGAAUCCUCUAGGCUUGCUGAAGUUUGAUCAUGAAAAUGGAACUGUUGAAAUGCAAGAUCUAUUUAGAUACAAAAUUUUAUUCAGCAACCGUCCAUUACCCGUUAUGUGA